UAAGAGAAAAGGCGCAAGAACAGAAGCUCUGAUUAUUUCACGGUCUCACAUGCCAUCUAGUGUGAGAAUAUAAGAACUGCCGCUGUCUUAAUUCUGAGCUAAAGGCUUCCUGGACUUGUUUCAGUGGUUGGGUUUCACUGUUCAAGGGUUAAAAUGAAUUAUAGAUUGUUUCUAUUACAAAGCCUUAACAUGAAGCUAUGUGCAUUAACACAUAAACUGGAUCAAUUGAUUAUGCGAGAGUCAGCUUAAAAAUAAAGGGAUAAAAAGUGUGGGAUGGGGGAGGCGACUAAUUUGGGUAAUAUAAAUCACUAAGUGUGUUAGAUUCUUUUUUAUUUCUGUGGAAGGAACCAGGUAUGAUCCGUGGCGAUGCUCAUCUAUUACCAAACGUGCUCUAAAGCUUGCAUCGGGUUGAAAACAGAUCUCGGGGAAAGCAAACGUGCACAUGUGUCAGCCAUUACUGCAGACAACUCAAUUAAGUCUAAAUGGCUUUUUAAGUGCUGCAUUGUGGCACACAAGGGGGUUCUUGGGUGAUAAUAUUUGCAGUUUUCUUCGGAAAAACUUGGAGGAUUUGGAGUCAUGGGGCUGUGCACGUUGAGCAUGACAAAACACACUUCUGCGUAAAUAGUUCUGGCCGCUAUAGUUCUGGAGGAAUUAAAGAAAGACAGAUGCCCAUGAGGGAGCUGCUGUGGGAGCCAAAGAGUCGAUGCUGCGCACAUUUCUAUUCAAACACACAGGGCACACUUCGGCCUUUCAUCUCCACUGCUGGUGUUUAUGUUGCUUUGUAAUGGCUUUUAAGGUAUCAUGCAUGCAGUUAGCAGAGAUGAAGCCAUAAAGUGUGCUGACAAGAGGGAACGCUACUGAAUGUGCAAUAAUACUGCAGUUUACUAGUCCUUUCAUGCUUUGGAGAAACUUUUCAGCGACUGUCAAAGGAGGCAUUUAUCACUAAUCCCCACCUGGCAUGGAGAAUGAACGCGAGGUUCCACCAGGUUAGAAGAGUGAUGACCAUCCUGUUCCUUACUAUGGUUAUUUCAUACUUCAGUUGCAUGAGAGCUGCGCCCCUGAGAGAUGCCCCGGGCAUGCGGGGCCAUCGGACGGAAGGCUACUUGGGCGCCGCUGCGACGGGCCCCCAAAGGCAUGGGACUCCACAGAGUGGUGGGCCAGGCCAGCGUGAGGAGCUCCCCUCACUCACAGACACGUUUGAGCAAGUGAUAGAGGAGCUGCUGGAGGUGGAGGGCGAGGCAGCACAGCUGGGACAGGGGGCCGACAAAAGCCAGGGAGGUGGGGGCCUGUCACCUGUGGCCGCCGCUGAGGCCAAGGAUGUUGACCUGUACAACUCACGGGUGAUGAUCAGCAACCAAGUGCCUUUAGAGCCGCCGUUGCUCUUUCUCCUGGAGGAAUACAAAAACUAUCUGGACGCCGCGAACAUGUCCAUGAGGGUGCGGCGGCACUCUGACCCCUCGCGGCGCGGAGAGCUCAGUGUGUGUGACAGUAUUAGCCAAUGGGUGACAGCUGUGGAUAAAAAGACGGCGAUAGACAUGUCUGGGCAGACAGUAACCGUCAUGGAGAAGGUCCCUGUCCCCAAUGGCCAACUGAAGCAAUACUUUUAUGAGACCAAAUGCAACCCCAUGGGGUACACAAAGGACGGCUGCAGAGGAAUAGACAAGCGGCAUUAUAACUCCCAAUGCAGGACAACCCAGUCCUACGUGCGAGCGCUCACCAUGGAUAGCAAAAAGAAGAUUGGCUGGCGGUUUAUAAGGAUAGACACUUCAUGUGUAUGCACAUUGACCAUUAAAAGAGGGAGAUAGUGUAUAAAAUGUAUAGAUUUUAUUGAAGAGUUUAAAAAAAGAGAAUAAAGAGAAAAUAUCUAUUUGUAUAUAUACAUAACAGGGUAAAUUAUUCCGUCAAAUGAAAAUUUUAUGGACUGCAUGUAAAAAAAGAUGAAGUUUAUACAGUAAAAGUGAUACUAAGUAUAUUUAUUGAACAUAUUCAUGACCUUGUAAACAAUUAAAAAAAAUCUGAUCAGUCA
This is a messenger RNA of Girardinichthys multiradiatus, 2026 nucleotides long. RefSeq names its product brain-derived neurotrophic factor (gene bdnf). The coding region runs from base 966 to 1805 and encodes 279 amino acids. The record is from RefSeq and is a predicted model, not a curated record. NCBI's taxonomy places the organism in Eukaryota, Metazoa, Chordata, Actinopteri, Cyprinodontiformes, Goodeidae. Gene Ontology annotation, molecular function: growth factor activity; nerve growth factor receptor binding. Gene Ontology annotation, biological process: nerve development; nerve growth factor signaling pathway; neuron projection morphogenesis. The transcript has 2 exons.